This is a messenger RNA of Culicoides brevitarsis, 709 nucleotides long. RefSeq names its product coiled-coil domain-containing protein 43. Bases 95 to 709 code for a protein of 204 amino acids. Lineage: Eukaryota; Metazoa; Arthropoda; Insecta; Diptera; Ceratopogonidae. The record is from RefSeq and is a predicted model, not a curated record. The transcript is spliced from 3 exons.
UUGACAGCGCAAGUUUGUUGCUUAUUUUGAGACUUUGUAACCUUUUUUCUUCCAUUUUUGUCCAUUUCCUGAUCUUCCGUCACAAACGGGGACCAUGGCUGCCAAUUUUCAGAAAUAUCUGAAGCAAAAGUUGAAAGAACUGCAACUCGAUGAGAGCGUUUACACGGAAUACAUCAUGUCAAUCGUCGACGACGAGACAAGUGACGAGGAAAAGCGUGAGACUUUAGAGGAAGUUCUCUCCGGAGUGCUGGAAUCAAAUGUCGAAGCUGUCACGCAAGAAAUUCUCACAAAAUACGCGGAAUGUCAUCCGAAAGACAACAAGCCGGAGGAGAAACCGCCAGAAAUCGAUGUCGAAGAUCGUCUCGUAAAACUUUUAGAAACACAAAAACUCGCGACAAACGAAGUUCGCGUGUAUACCGAAGAGGAAAAGCGAAUUCGGGAGCAAAUCAUCGCACAAUAUAGUCAACUCUCCGCUGACGAAGAAGAAGACGAGGACGAAGCAGCAGUUGGCGUGUCGUCGGGAGAUGGCUUGGAAAAGAACACAAAUUUCCAAGAUGUUCAAGCCCGCUUAAGGGAACAACGUGAAAACGCCAAACUCGCUAGCGAAGCGAAGAAACAAAAGGACAAAGAAGACCGUGAAAAGCAAAAACAACUGAGAGAAGAGAAAAAAGAGAAACGAAAGACGGUGAAAGGCGAACGAAAAAGAUAA